Messenger RNA from Amphiprion ocellaris (clown anemonefish), 2742 nucleotides. RefSeq names its product PHD finger protein 10 (gene phf10). Bases 88 to 1566 code for a protein of 492 amino acids. The transcript has 12 exons. The record is from RefSeq and is a predicted model, not a curated record. Gene Ontology annotation, cellular component: npBAF complex. NCBI's taxonomy places the organism in Eukaryota, Metazoa, Chordata, Actinopteri, Pomacentridae.
ACCAACCGCCACAAAACCGCACCAGAGAAGAAGAAACGAAGACGCGGCUAGUGAGCUAGCCUAGCUGCAGGCGUUAUUUAGCGAAAUAUGGCUGCUGUGCUCCCCGUCAGACCGCCCUGCGACAGCAACCCAGCUACUCCCGGAGCACAAUCUAUUAAGGAAGAUGUAAUAGAAGAGGAGUCCAAUGAUGGCAGCCAGCCUCCUAAGAGAAGGAGGAUGGGUUCAGGCGACAGCUCCCGAAGCUGUGACACCUCCAGUCAAGAGCUUGGUCUGACAUAUUUCCCAGCAGAAAACCUGACAGAGUACAAGUGGCCGCCAGAUGACACAGGAGAGUAUUACAUGCUGCAGGAACAGGUCAGCGAGUAUCUGGGAGUUACAUCAUUCAAGAGGAAGUAUCCUGAUAUGGAAAGGAGAGACUUGUCCCACAAGGAGAAGCUCUACCUUCGUGAACAGAACGUCAUCACUGAAACACAGUGCACUUUGGGUCUGACAGCUCUGCGGAGUGAUGAGGUGAUAGAUCUGAUGAUAAAGGAGUAUCCCACCAAACACUCAGAGUAUUCAGUCAUACUGCAGGAGAGGGAGCGGCAGAGAAUAGCAAAAGAGUACUCUCAAAUGCAGCAGCAGAACCCUCAGAAGGUGGAAGCCAGCAAGGUUCCUGAGUACAUAAAGAAGGCAGCGAAAAAAGCUGCAGAGUUCAACAGUAAUUUCAACAGGGAGCGUAUGGAAGAGAGGAGAGCCUACUUUGACCUCCAGACUCAUAUUAUCCAGGUGCCCCAGGGCCGGUUCAAGGUGCUGGCUCCAGAACUAACCAGAACAGGGCCCUACCCUGUAGCUCUCAUACCAGGACAGUUCCAAGACUACUACAAAAGGUAUUCUCCUAAUGAGCUGCGAUACCUGCCGCUGAACACAGCUCUGUUUGAGCCUCCACUGGACCCAGAGCUUCCUGCGCUGGACUCAGAACCUGACUCAGACGAUGCUGAGGAUGGCAAAGAUGACAAGAAGAACAAGAACUCAUCUGACAGUUCUUCAGGCAACACAUCAGACGUGGAGAGUCAGGAGGGCGGAGGCGGACAGGGCCACAAGUCCAAGGCCAAAGACAGAACAUCAACUCCGGGCAAAGACGGCAACCAGCGCCAUUCUGCCUCCCACAAAGCCACCCCAGGGUACAAGCCUAAGGUCAUUCCCAAUGCUAUAUGUGGCAUUUGCCAGAAGGGUAAAGAGGCCAACAAGAGAGGCAAACCAGAGGCUCUCAUUCACUGCUCGCAAUGUGAUAACAGCGGUCACCCGUCCUGCUUGGACAUGAGCGAGGAGCUGGUUUCUGUGAUCCAGACGUACCGUUGGCAGUGUAUGGAGUGUAAGACGUGCACCGUGUGCCAGCAGCCUCACCACGAGGACGAGAUGAUGUUCUGUGACAAGUGUGAUCGAGGUUAUCACACAUUCUGCGUGGGCAUGGACUCCAUACCUACAGGUCUUUGGGUAUGUGAGGUUUGCGACAAAGAUUUCACCACACCCAAGAAGAAAGGAGGAGCCAAAACACCUAAGAAGUCCAAGUCUGCUCAAAAAUGACCCGCAAAUUACGUUGAUCAUAGUACCUUGACCAAAUGCUGCACACGUCAGUCAUUCAACCAGCCGCAGAAGCUGUAACUCUUUAAAACAUCAGAUAAUUGUUUAUCCCAAAAGCUGUGCUGCAGAAUGAUAAUCAUAAAAGCCUAGUUUAUGAUCCAGAAUAAAUAUAUAACUAAACAAAAACCCUCUAGUGUUGCCUUCUAUCAAAUGUCAACAAUCCAAACAAGAUCUUAACUUGUUGCUCUCUAUUGAUUAGCAAACAACACAACAAACAUAUUAAUCAUUCCUGUGAACGCUGUGAUGACAUCAGGAAAGCGUAGGUAGAAUUGAAAUCAUAAUCAAUUCCCAUCUGUAAGCCAAACGUUUAGUUUAUCUAUGUGAUUGCAUAUCAGAUGUUCAUCCAGAUCAGGCAUUAACGACCAGAGUGGCUCUGUUACAAAGUGAUGGUCUGAUCUCCAGACAAAUAAAUGGCAUCAAAUCCAUCCAAAUGUACCACACUAAAUACUUCAACCAUUAACUGUAUCACAAUAUUCUUACCAGUGACUGGGGUUGUUUCUGUCUGGGUGUGUUUCUGCAGUGGCAAACUGCUGGGAAAUUUUUUCAGAUGAACAAAUGGUGCUUUUCUGUACUACUGAAACAAGCGGUUCACAAGAGCUCACUGACUUCAUUCAGUUUCUUUUUAAAUGAUGUUUUUGUAUGUUUUGUAUCUUAUUACUUACAGUUUGUAUUUUUUUAAUAAGUUUUUAUUUAACGAGGCAGGCCAGUAAAGAUCAAUCUUAUUUAAGUGUCAUCUGAAAUAGUGACAUGGUGCUUCUGAUCCUGUGUAAUGAAAUGUAAUAGACACUGGCUAUGUUGACCUCAUGGCUGCAGGAGUGAGUCUUGAUUAUCAAAACAAAGUGUCUCAGUCCUUUGUUGUUAUUUUUGUACAAAAAUGUAACCACUUGUAAUUACUUUGAAUUGUAAUUACACUGCAAUUCGCGUCACUCAACCUGAUGAUUAAUUAAUGUUUUUGCAAUUACGGUAGCUUAAAAUAUGUUUUGUCCUUUUUUUUAAGAUCAUUUUUGUUUAUUUUGAAUUGUCCUGCAAUAAGCAGGCUAUUAAAGGAAUAUUUGUUGUUAAUAAUGUCAUGGUCACUGAUAUCUGAAGUACAUUUUCAAUAAAACCUGCUUAAAAAGA